GGACCUCAUUUUGUGUAACGCAGCGGUUCGCAGCUUGGAAACUGACAGGAGAGCUGCAAGUUGUUGACGUGUUUUGUUUCUGAAGUGCUUUAUUAUUAUUGCCAUUAUUUUUUGGUGUGGUGCAGACAGAAAUGGACGAACAGGGCUGUCCGAGAUGUAAAACAACUAAAUACAGAAACCCGUCGCUGAAGCUGAUGGUGAACGUCUGCGGCCACACGCUAUGCGAGAACUGCGUCGAGAUGCUGUUCGUUCGCGGCUCGGGCAACUGCGUGCAGUGCGACACGCCUUUGAGGAAGAGCAACUUCCGCGUGCAGCUCUUCGAAGACCCGACAGUAGAUAAGGAGGUGGAGAUUCGUAAGAAAGUGCUGAAGAUUUACAACAAGAGAGAUUUUGACUUCCCCAGCCUGAGAGAAUAUAACGAUUAUCUGGAGCAAGUGGAGGACAUAGUGUAUAACCUGACAAACAACGUUGACGUGGAGAACACCAAGCUGAGGAUGGAGCAGUACCAGAGAGAGAACAGAGAUGUCAUCCAGAGAAAUAAGGCCAAGCUUACGCGGGAGCAGGAAGAGCUGGAGGAGCUUCUGUUGCUGGAACAGCAGAGCAAUGAGCAGCGGCGACUGGAGGUGCUGCAGGAGGAACAGAGGCAACUACAGGCCAAGAGGAAGAACAAACAGGCUCUGCUGGACGAACUGGAGCAGUCUCAGCUUCCUGCCACCCUUUUACUCGCUCAACACAAAGUUCGCGCUGCCCAGCUUGAGACCCAGAUAGAGCAGCAGAAACAGGCUGUGAAGCCCACCAGUCUGUUUUCAACUGGAAUCCAUAUGCGGCAGACGGUGUCUCUCCAGCCUGUUAGCAAGAUAGAGGACGUUCUUUACCACUACAAACCCCUCCAAGUUGAAACCUAUGGACCCCCGGUGCCUGAACUGGAGCAGCUGGGCAGACUCGGGUAUCUGAAUCACGUGCGGGCCGCCGUGAUUCAGGACACAGCUGGAGGAUACACCUCAGCUUUGGCGUGUUAUCGCGCCAUCCAGGACGCGUUCAGUGGGCUGUUCCCUCUGAAAGGCUGAAGAAGCUGCUCCAGUUAGAAAUGUGACUGAAAAGACUUUAAAUAUUGCACUACUACCACUACGCUGCUGUGGGUGGGGAGUGCUCUGACUUGUAUGUAUGUUGUAUGUAACUUUUUUUUAUAUUUUGUGCAAACUUGAUUUUUAAAUAAAUGGCAAUGAACACUGA
Oreochromis aureus is the source of this 1233-nucleotide messenger RNA. It is a transcript of the gene mnat1, whose product is annotated as MNAT1 component of CDK activating kinase. Gene Ontology annotation, cellular component: transcription factor TFIIH holo complex. Gene Ontology annotation, molecular function: cyclin-dependent protein serine/threonine kinase activator activity. Lineage: Eukaryota; Metazoa; Chordata; Actinopteri; Cichliformes; Cichlidae. The record is from RefSeq and is a predicted model, not a curated record. The coding region runs from base 132 to 1067 and encodes 311 amino acids. Gene Ontology annotation, biological process: nucleotide-excision repair; regulation of transcription by RNA polymerase II; positive regulation of cyclin-dependent protein serine/threonine kinase activity. The transcript has 8 exons.